Molecule: messenger RNA, 559 nt
Organism: Drosophila biarmipes
Lineage: Eukaryota; Metazoa; Arthropoda; Insecta; Diptera; Drosophilidae
Exons: 2
Coding region: 80-454 (124 amino acids)
Source: RefSeq, a predicted model, not a curated record
UUAAAAAUAACCCAGUUUUACCCUCAGGAGACUAUAAAAGGCUGGGUACUCGGGCCACUCUAUCUGAGAAGUCUUCGAAAUGACUGCCAAGAUUCUGCUGAGCCUGCUGCUGCUGUUCAUAGCCUCCGAACUGGUGAUGGCCCAGUGCUCCCACAACCAGAACCUCUGUCCGGUGGUCCAAAACCCCAAUAAGCGGUGUCGGGGAAAGCUGCAGCACCAGUGCGUCUGCGAUUUCACCUGCUCCGAGUGGGACAAGCCCUGCAAUUGGGUCCUCAGCUGCGAGGCAGAGGUCAACGACAUCAAUGCGGCGCGCAACAGGAAGAACAAGCUAAACCUUCUGAGAUUGCCCAACCUCAACCACACGGAGUGCCUGGACAUCAACGUUAACACCCACAAGCAUCCAAACUGUUGCAACCUGUUCUGCAACGCCAAUGUCAAGGAUGUGUGUUUCUAAAUAAAAAUAUGAUGAUUCUAAAUAUAUUGUCUUUGUAGUUACUUUAAUCUUGCUUUAAUAUGAAUUUAUUUGUUUUUAAAAUAGAGCUUUUUUUCCAUUUAUUUA